Molecule: messenger RNA, 9417 nt
Organism: Varanus komodoensis (Komodo dragon)
Lineage: Eukaryota; Metazoa; Chordata; Lepidosauria; Squamata; Varanidae
Gene: ZNF423
Product: zinc finger protein 423
Exons: 6
Coding region: 1038-4868 (1276 amino acids)
Biological process (GO): regulation of transcription by RNA polymerase II
Cellular component (GO): nucleus
Molecular function (GO): DNA-binding transcription factor activity, RNA polymerase II-specific; RNA polymerase II transcription regulatory region sequence-specific DNA binding
Source: RefSeq, a predicted model, not a curated record
CUUGUUUUCAGAAGUGCGUUUGUGCGGGAGGAGGCGGAGGAGGAGGAGGCGGCGGCGGAGAGGAAGGACGCCAGCCCGGACCGGCUGCGAGGCGCGAGGGAGGACGCGGCUCGCCAGCUCCUCGGAGCUUGUGAAGAGCCCCACAAAAGAGAGGGCGAGAGAGGAGGAAAGCGGGGUGGCGGGAGGAGGAAGAUUCAGGAGGACUGCCCCGUACUCCAUGAUUAUCGAGAGGAUCAUGGCUUUUUAAGGGGAAAACAUCCUUCCCGUAUAUUGUCGUUGGCCCCGGUUUGGAAACGCAGGGACCCUUAUUGCGAAGGAAAUCGGAUUUUUUUGAAAAAAGAGGGAGAAGGAAACGGGGGCGCAGUUCGAGCCAGGGGGGCAUUGUGAGGGUUUUAUGCAACCAGGUUGCUUUACCGGUAAUUAAAAACAAAAUCAAAAUCAAAAGCCCUCUCCAGGCGCCCCCCCCCCCCGCUCCCGCCACCCUUUCGCAUCUUUAGGCAUGAUCUCGCUUGUUUUGCAAAUGGGGUGGGUUGUUUUAAAAGUGUGAACGGCGCGAAAGGAAAAGAGAAAGUUUAAAUGAAAGCACACAAGGAGCGGGGCAAAAAGCACAAGAAGCUUGGAUAGUGGGUUUAAAUUGUAUUUAUUGAUUUGCACAACGUCUGUGUGUGUGUGAGAGAAAGAGAGAGAGGAGACCCCAAAUUGCAAUUGAUAAAGGGGCCGGAAAAAGGGGAAAGGGUUUGCUAGAGGCGAGGUCAAGAUCUCUGGGCGUCCAAAGUGGGUGUUUAAAAAAAAAUAGACUUGGAAGUUGCCGCAUUGCAACAGGCAAAGAAGUGAGAAAUCAAAUAAUCGAUUCGCGUGCUGCUGUUUCUGCUGCCGCCGCCGCCGCCGCUUCGCCAGCAAAGUUUCCAAGUGGGAGAAGGAAGAGGAGGGGGAAAACAAGAGAGGAAAAGGAGGAAGGGGGGAAGAAGAGAGGAAGAGGAGGAGAGAGAGGAGGAGGAGGGAAGGAAGGAAAAAAGCGAAGAAUAUCAGAGCUGGAAAUGUCCAGAAGGAAGCAAGCCAAGCCGCGCUCGGUGAAAGUUGAAGAGGGCGAGUCGUCGGAUUUUCCAUUGAACUGGGACUCAUCAGUGACGCAAUCAGGUAAAGAUGGAGGCUUGGGAAGAGAACUGGAAAAUGAUACGAGGGAGAGCCGGGCUCUGGAAGAGAGGAACAGCGUUACAAGUCAGGAAGAACGAAAUGAGGAAGAUGAAGACAUGGAGGAUGACUCAAUUUACACCUGCGAUAACUGUCAGCAGGACUUCGACUCUCUGGCAGACCUGACGGAUCACAGGGCACACAGCUGUCCUGGAGAUGGCGAUGACGACCCACAGCUCUCCUGGGUGGCUUCAUCUCCCUCCAGCAAAGACGUUGCAUCACCCACUCAGAUGCUAGGAGAUGGGUGUGAUCUCGGCAUCGGGGAGGAGGAAGGGGGGACCGGCCUGCCGUAUCCCUGUCAGUUUUGCGAUAAGUCCUUCAUUCGCCUGAGCUACCUUAAGCGGCACGAGCAGAUCCACAGUGACAAGCUACCUUUCAAAUGCACCUACUGCAGCCGGCUUUUCAAGCACAAGAGGAGCAGGGACCGGCACAUCAAGCUGCACACGGGGGACAAGAAGUAUCACUGCCACGAGUGUGAGGCAGCCUUCUCUCGCAGCGACCACCUCAAGAUCCACCUGAAGACGCACAGCUCCAGCAAGCCCUUCAAGUGUACCGUUUGCAAGCGCGGCUUCUCCUCCACCAGCUCUUUGCAGAGCCACAUGCAGGCCCACAAGAAGAACAAGGAGCACGUGGCCAAGAGCGAGAAGGAGGCCAAGAAGGACGACUUCAUGUGCGACUACUGUGAGGAGACGUUCAACCAGACGGAAGAGCUGGAGAAGCACGUCAUGAUGCGGCACCCACAGCUCUCGGAGAAGGCCGAUCUGCAGUGUAUCCAUUGCCCGGAAGUAUUUGCGGAUGAGAACGCCUUGCUUUCCCACAUCCACCAAGUCCAUGCCAACAAGAAACACAAGUGCCCCAUGUGCCCAGAGCAGUUCUCUUCAGUGGAGGAAGUCUACUGCCACCUGGAUAGUCACCGGCAGCCUGAUUCCAGCAACCACAGCAUCAGCCCAGACCCCGUCUUGGGCAGCGUGGCCUCCAUGAGUAGCGCCACCCCAGACUCCAGCGCAUCCGUGGAGCGGGGCUCCACUCCUGACUCGACGCUGAAACCACUGCGAGGGCAAAAGAAGAUGAGAUCCCUGGAAAGAGAAGAGGGGCAGACCUGGUCCAAGGUUGCCUACAGCUGCCCGUACUGCACCAAACGUGACUUCAACAGCCUUGCGGUCUUGGAGAUCCACCUGAAGACCAUCCAUGGGGACAAACCCCAGCAAAGCCACACGUGCCAGAUCUGCCUUGACUCCAUGCCCACCUUGUACAACUUGAAUGAGCACGUGAGGAAGGUGCACAAAAACCACGCCUACCCAAUGAUGCAGUUCAGCAACAUCUCGGCCUUCCACUGCAACUACUGUCCGGAGAUGUUCGCGGAUAUCAACAGCUUGCAGGAACACAUCCGUGUGGCACAUUGUGGACCGGGCACCACAGCUCCGGAUGGCAGCAAUGCCUUCUUCUGCAACCAGUGCUCCAUGGGCUUUCUGACAGAAGCCUCCCUGACCGAGCACAUCCAGCAAACACAUUGCAACAUAGGAAACUCGAAAUUGGAUUCUCCCGUGGUCCAGCCAUCGCAGUCUUUUAUGGAGGUCUAUUCCUGCCCAUAUUGCACAAACUCGCCCAUUUUUGGCUCCAUCCUCAAGCUAACCAAACAUAUUAAAGAAAACCACAAGAAUAUUCCCCUGGCCCACAAUAAGAAGUCCAAAGGGGAGCAGAGCCCGGUUUCUUCUGAUGUUGAGGUUUCGUCCCCUAAACGGCAGCGACUCUCUGCAAGUGUCAACUCUGUUUCAAAUGGUGAAUAUCCUUGCAAUCAGUGUGAGCUGAAGUUCUCCAAUUUUGAAAGCUUCCAGACUCAUUUGAAGUUGCAUUUGGAAUUGUUGCUAAGGAAGCAGUCCUGCCCUCAGUGCAAAGAGGACUUUGAUUCGCAAGACUCACUCCUGCAGCACCUCACUGUCCAUUACAUGACGACCUCCACUCAUUAUGUAUGUGAGAGUUGUGACAAGCAGUUUUCAUCAGUGGAUGAUCUACAGAAGCAUUUGCUAGACAUGCAUACUUUUGUGUUGUAUCACUGUACUCUGUGUCAAGAGGUUUUCGACUCCAAGGUCUCCAUCCAGGUGCAUCUGGCAGUGAAGCACAGCAACGAGAAGAAGAUGUAUCGAUGUACAGCCUGCAACUGGGAUUUUCGGAAGGAGGUGGACCUUCAGAUCCACGUGAAGCAUAGCCAUUUGGGCAACCCUUCAAAGUCACACAAAUGCAUCUUCUGUGGGGAGACCUUUAGCACUGAGGUGGAGCUUCAGUGCCACAUUACAACCCACAGUAAGAAAUACAACUGCAAGUUCUGUAGCAAAGCUUUCCACGCUAUUAUCCUGCUGGAAAAACACUUGCGAGAGAAACACUGUGUCUUCGAUGCCAGCACCGAGAAUGGCACAGCCAACGGCAUGACACCCACCAACAAGAAGGCUGACUCUGCAGAAAUCCAGAACAUGCUGAUGAAAAAUCCAGACACGUCAAACAGCCAUGAAGCUAGCGAGGAUGACGUUGAUGCUUCUGAACCCAUGUACGGCUGUGAUAUAUGUGGGGCAGCUUAUACCAUGGAGGUCCUUCUGCAGAACCAUCGCUUGAGGGACCAUAACAUCCGACCAGGAGAGGAUGACUGUUCCAGAAAGAAAGCCGAAUUUAUUAAAGGUAGUCACAAGUGUAACAUCUGCUCGAGGACCUUUUUUUCAGAAAACGGCCUCCGGGAGCACAUGCAGACCCACCGAGGCCCGGCAAAACACUACAUGUGCCCCAUUUGUGGAGAACGCUUUCCAUCCCUUCUGACCCUGACUGAGCACAAAGUCACUCACAGUAAGAGCUUGGAUACAGGAACGUGCCGGAUCUGCAAAAUGCCUCUGCAGAGCGAAGAGGAGUUCAUUGAGCACUGCCAGAUGCACCCUGAUCUUAGGAAUUCCCUCACUGGAUUUCGCUGUGUUGUCUGCAUGCAGACGGUCACCUCAACUCUCGAGCUGAAAAUCCACGGAACAUUCCAUAUGCAAAAGUUGGUCGGGAACUCGGCGGCAUCAUCUCCCAAUGGCCAGGCCUUGCAGAAACUCUACAAGUGUGCUCUGUGCUUGAAAGAUUUCAGGAACAAGCAAGACUUGGUGAAACUGGAUGUUAAUGGGCUACCGUAUGGUCUGUGUGCUGGAUGCAUGACAAGGACCACCAAUGGACAAUCCUUGGCCAUGACCGCACCGGAAGUUAGCGAAAGACCUUGUGGCAGCCUGAGGUGCCCAGAGUGUAGUGUCAAAUUUGAAAGUGCCGAAGAUUUGGAGAACCACCUCCAGCUGGACCAUCGAGACCUGACACCCGAGACCAGUGGCCAAAAGAAGGGUACCCAGACGUCCCCCGUCCCCAGAAAAAAGACCUAUCAAUGUAUCAAGUGCCAGAUGACCUUUGAGAAUGAGAGAGAGAUACAGAUUCACGUCGCUAAUCAUAUGAUUGGUGCAGCCCCAGCCCCAAAUGGUGAGGUCUUGCAUUCUUUUCCAGCUCCUGGAUUACUGGAGAGGAGGAUUAUGAAAAAUGCCAUUACAGGUAGGAGAUGCAGUACAGUAUUCAUGUUUAAAAGAGGCCUCACACAUCACCCCAUUUCAAAAACUCAGUAUAGCUGCUGUUUCCAAGAAAGGAUUCUUUUAAGCGAAUCCCUAAAACUGUGAAGGGCAUUUCAAAGGAACCGGUCUUCAACAUCUAGGAAUCACACUCGCUUUAUAUUCAUCCCUGCAGUCCAUCAGACAGUUACCUGGAAUGGCUGUAGCUUGCUUUAUAUAUGUAGAAGGGCCUGUAUUUAUGGUUAAGAAUGAAAACAUGUAGGCCAAAUACAUUUAAGGAACAUUCUAUUUGUGUGGCAUUUGAUCAUGUUUGAGUAGAGUCCGUUGGUUUCCGUAGAUGUUGGGUAAAGUAAAAUGUUAUUUUUGUGGAGGAGGAAACUUUCCAAGAAAGAGUUGUUGUACUGGAAAUGCUGUGCAUGCAAACCAAACUUUGAAAAAUGUUAAAGGGUGACAUCAUAGGCCAUUCAGUUCGAGGCGCACACACACAUGUGCAUGCAUGCACACCAGGUUUGGAUCUUACAGGCAUUUGUGUGCAAAUCUGUGCAAGGGUUCUUGUUGGUCAUCCCUUCCUGCUUCAACUCCCUAGGCCAAUAUGCUGUUCUCCCCCAAAGGGUUCCCCAGUCUUCUGGAAAAAGGUACCAUCCACCUCUAUGAGUGAAGUCGAUUCUCCGAUACAAAACAAUAUGGGAGGCUUAGCUCAUUCCUGCUAGAUGGAGUCACAGUCACCACUUCCUGAUUUGCCACAUGGAUCUGUCUGGAAGCACCCGUAAGCGAAAAAUCCAUGUGUUGCCAGCAGGAUCAAAGGCAAGGAAGUAUAGUUCUUUGUCGUGGCCCCUGUGCACCACACAUGUGGGCUUUGCUGCAGAGAGCAAGGCCUAGAUCAGAGAGAAACUUCCAAAGCUAAGCGUUACGGAGUGGGCGGGAGCCCCCAGGAAGGCAUCUCUGGAGGCAUGCUGCGCACGCCUGCGAACAACCAGGAGUCUGGUGACUGCACUGUUUCAGUGUGUGGGUCGUGUCGAUGCCCUCUGCUGCCUCAGUUGUGGCAGGACAAUCACAGCUCUGGCUAUUGUGGUCACUUAGGUUGCCUGGUUCUCCUGUAGGUCAGAUCUUUAGCAAGGUUUAGGAGUAGGAGAAUUUCACAGGGGUUAGCUAGCUGAUCAGCACCAUGGAAAGCACCGAGUCAGGGUGGGUUGCUUAAAUGUUGCUCCAACAGGGAGCAGAUCGAGACUGAGCGCUAAACAGGCUGUCCUUUAAGCUAGUUGGCUCCACUUUUGCAAUGAUUAAGGCGUUGUCUCUUAACAGGGUCUGGCCUGUUUCAGCUUCUCAGACUGCAGCAGGGCAUGAGUGCCUGUGUAUGUACUGCUCUUGCAGCUAAAGUCUGAAGACAGCCCUUCCAGCUCUUUUCAUUGCAGAGAAGACAACCCCUGAAAUCUUUCCAGGAAUCUGAAUGAUGGAAGUGGGCGCCUUGCGGUACCUUUAAAUGGCCACAAUGAUGUGUGAGGAAUCCAGGUUGGGUGUGAAAUCCGCUGAAUUUCCCCUGCUUGGCUCCCUGGUCUCUGGCCCACUUUCUCUUUGUCCCAAGUCUGCUAUGCGCUGAGCUUUCAUAAAAGUGUAUGGCAGGAAGCAAGUCUGCAGAGUCAGCUUGUGCAGAGUCAGCUUGUGCAAGCAUAAGAGAGCCAGAUUCCGGCCUGAUCUUCUUGUCCCUACAUGGCUGAAUACUUUCCCCAUACUGUUAGAACUCCUUUUUCUGAGGAUCUGGUGAGGAUGAGUGUUUGGAGUCCUGGGCCAUGGCACUGACACCUUAAAAGUGGGGUGGGGAAGCUAUGGUCCACCGGAUGUCACUGUACUUCAGCUCCGAUCAGCCCCAGCCAGCCUGCCCAGUGGUCAGAAAUGACAGGUGUUGCAGCCCAACAGCUGCAGGGCCACAGCUGUCUUACACCUGCUUUAAAGACCAACAAAUAUCUUGUGAAAUGAGCUUUCCUCUGCCAGAGGCCACUUCCAUCAGCAAAAACGUAUGUCAUCAUCAGUGUGUUUGUCUUUAAGGAGCCAAAGGCAUCUUUCUUGUCUUUGCUGCAGCCCAGACGUAUCCCUCCGGAAGGGUUUUCAUUAAAUAUCCUCAGGGCUUACUUUAUUCAUAAGCCAAGGAGGGAAAGUUCAUGGAAGGAAAACAGGGGUUAAGCAUACAGAACAGGUUCUCAAACCAAACGAAGCUCAUGCACUACAAUUCUACCUGCACCAUCUUCACAACUAAGGCCAUUGAGAGGGCAGCAUGGCUAAAUAGCAGGGAGCAGAUCAAGUUUCUCCCUGCUACUUUCUCCAGGGCCCCUGCAACAGAUCUUUCCCAUCGCCUGCUAACUGGAGAAAUGAGGAUUGAACCUCAAAUCUUGUGCAUACAGAGGACUUUGCAGCUCCAUUUUUCAUCUGGCUCAUGGCCAUCUCAAUGGAAAAUCUGUUCCUCAUGGAAGGGAGGAAGGAAUGUCUGGAACAGUCUUUGUACGCAGCCGUGUUCUGCACAAUCGAAGCUCCAGACCAUGUGGAGGACUUGUAUGAGUUAGAAUAAGUAACCCCCACUGCAAAAUGGGGGUCCCCUCCAAAAUGUAGUGGGGGUAUGACCAGAGAAAAUGGGCCAGCCCUUCGCUCUGCCUCCCACAGUUCUCACUGUGUGGUGGCUUUAAUGCUCGAAUGAGACCUGUUUGUUGCUUAAAUCAGUUCUCCUUUUCCUUAGGGCUUCUUUCAAAGACAACCCAUUCACAAGACACGGGCAUCUUUCUUGGAGCCUGCUAUGCUCCUGAACAUCCUGAAUUUUAAGACAUUAAAACUUGUUUAAAAACUUGGGUGAUGGCUUGCUGCAAAGCAAAGUGCCAUCUGUUCUGGGGUUCAGCAGAAGGGUUCUGUAUUUGGGUGACCAAACCUCACUUCUGCCUUCUACUUAGGUAGCUAGGUAAGUCUCUUCCUUUCAGUCUUAUCCAUUUACUUUCCCCUUGUAGCUGCCAUGUUAUGAGUGGGCAAUUCCCCCACCCCUGCUUUGCAGCCAUUUGUAAGAAUGCCCACAACAUCUUCUCAAAGUUCCACAUGAGUUCACCAACCCAGAAAGCUUCAGGACUCCUGUUGUAUAAGCAUUCUCCCUGCCUGGCCAUUGGCAGCUGGGUUCUGCAGCCCAUUUCGACCACCCAAUGACAGGUCGGAUUCUUCUGUUGUCCCCAGAUAAGCCAUCCAUCGCAGGCUGGGGUCUUCAGAGUGGGCACUCCAUGGUUCCACCGUUGGACACUUUGCUGUUACUUACUGUGCACAUCUUGCUGUUUGGUUUGCGUUCAGAGUUAACCCAAAAAGUAUCCCAACUGCAUUGCACAACUUGCUCAAGAAUUUUUUUACUGAUCAUCCUAUUUAUAGAUCUUGCCCUCUUCCAAAGGACCCAAGAUUGCAUGCUCCUCCUCCUCUACAUUUUACCCUCACAACAACCCUCUGAGGUAGUUUAAUCUGAGAGGCAAUGACUGAACCAAGUCACCCAAUGAGCAUCAUAGCUGAAUGGGGACUAGAACACAGAUCUCCUGAGUUCCAAGCCAAGCCAAGCCACACUGUGUGUCUUAAUAAAUAUGUUUUUUACAGUACAGAAAAAUCCUGGGAAUGUUUUUGAUCUGUUCCCCCUCUGUGUGAAUGCAUCUUUUAAAAGUCACUAAUUACUUAUAUAUCCAAUAGUAAGAAAUGUUUAAAAUAUACAGCCCAGCAGUUAAGUAUGUUAAUAGGGAAUUAUUAAAGUGAAGUGUGAUUCUUGUCAUGAGCCUUAAUAGGUCCUCUAAAUCUGUUUUGAUUUAUUGCGUCAAUGUGGGAGGCAUUAAUAUCUCUUGUCACAGCCUGUAAUGCUUGCAGAUUUUCCAGGUUUUGGCUUAGGGUCCACUUGGAGCUGUUAGACUCGAAUGGUGCAAGAAUGGGCACUGCAGUUGAACGCUUCCUGGUGUGCCAGAAGUCCUCAUGAAACCUUGGCCACACAAACCUUGCAGCACCUGUGGAGUCCUGAGGUGUGGGGGAGGUGGGGAACAUACGCACAACCUGAGAGCGUCAUAUAUUUAAAAGAAAUCACCCCAUACCACUGAAAUAUUUAGUGGCUCUAAAACUCUCCACUGUGGUGGGACUUCAGCUUUGGAGAGGGAUUUGAACUAAAACCUUGUGUUAAGAAAUACUGCCAUGGGAGUCCCUCCGAUCUUACUAGAAAAUGUGCUCUUGGGAGAUGCCCCAACCUGCCAAAGUUUAGGCAACACAAACCGUUCACUUAUUUUUACAGCGAGUGCCCGCAGUCGCUUGUUCAGCUGCACCUUGAAGGCAGGGCAGUGGGGAGAAGCGAUCCUGUUUCUUGGGGGUCUGUCUUUCUCAGCAAAACAAUUUAGCACAGCCCAUGCAACACAGCACGAACUAAAACAUUUUUACAGUUCUCGUAGUUCUUCUAAUCUUCUUCACCAUGUCCUGCAACUGCUAGAAAAAUCUGGUUGAUGUUCCGUAGAAUCUCACUUCCUACAGCAAUGCUUGGGGAAUCAUUUUUCUGUUUGGUGCCGGAUCCCGCCAGUGGGUUGCCUGUCAGCAGUGGACAGCAGCAAACCAAGGUGUGGGUGAGGCGAAAUUCAGUGGUGGAUAGAACAACGUCCUUUUUUUCUCCUCCUCCUCU